UUGUGAUAUUCAACAAUUUGACAGACAUGAUGAACCUCAUCAAAAAGAAAGGCACCCUGGGCAUCAGAGGCUGCACCGUCCUCUAUGUUCUCAUCGGCCUGUUGGUUUCUAAAGCCUCCACUGAGGCUGCAGACAGUCCAGAGGAAGAGGUGUCUUCUCUAAAGCUGAGACUAAACUUGAUGAUGAAUCGCUACAGACUUUUGUGUAACCAAUUCUCCAACCUGGCAUCCAACUGCUCAGCUCCAGCUAUUAACUGCACCCACUGUCCUAACGGGUGGCUUAAGGUAGGGGACCAAUGCUUCCACCUCAGCACUGACAGGGACAACUAUUUUAAUAGUACAGAUAAGUGUACAGAGAUAGGUGCCCAUCUUGCCAUCUUGACCACCAAAGAACAGCAUGAUGUUGUGCAACAAGAAGGCAAAAGGAUUGGAGGCACAUACACAUACUACUGGAUCGGACUGACUGACAUUAACAGUGAAGGAGACUGGAAAUGGGUGGACAACUCAACACUUAAAACCCCAUUUUGGAACGUGCUGAAAUCACAGUCAGACAAGAAAUUAUCCGGUGGGCUGGAGGGAAAACAUUGUGCGGUGGUGGACAGCUACAUGCAAAUCUGGUACAAUGUCCCCUGUUCCUUCUUGUACCCCCGGAUCUGUCAGAUGGACGCCAUCCCUCUCUAGUGAGCCCCAGCACACCACGGCAGGACCACCACACAAUUAUGAAAGAUAUUGAUACUUUAUUGGUAAA
This is a messenger RNA of Perca flavescens (yellow perch), 747 nucleotides long. RefSeq names its product C-type lectin domain family 4 member D. The transcript has 5 exons. Bases 27 to 680 code for a protein of 217 amino acids. NCBI's taxonomy places the organism in Eukaryota, Metazoa, Chordata, Actinopteri, Perciformes, Percidae. The record is from RefSeq and is a predicted model, not a curated record.